UCGUCUACUGACAGCUCGCUGCCGCCGGCCCCCGUCAGCCUGCGCAGGUCUAACGCAACAGACAGAGGGAGUUCUUUACUCCUGCAAGAGUGCGAGGCACGAAGGCGCAGGCAAGCCGUCGGAAAAAAAAAUAGGGGAAAGUAAAGGUCUCCUGGGAGGAGAGUCUCCGAGGUGUAAACAGUGCGAGGCCGCAGCGCGUUCCGCAGACUGGCUGGCUGCCAGCCGUGAACGGGCUGGUCGUGAUGGAGUCCGCGUGAACGCACUGCGCUACUCCGCUCCUUGCGCUCUGGCGGCGGCAGUAGUAUAACUGGGAUAUCCUCGGUGAGGCAAGCGGAAAAGGGUCAGACGCCACCAAAAUGAGAUGCAGGCAAUCGUCAAGGCAGUAUUUACAGCUCAGGAGUCGAGAUGAGAUGACCCUAACUACACCGAGUCGCUAAAACUGAAGAGGAAGCCCUGUUUGGAUUUAUUAAAUAAUAACUGCAGUAACGCUGAGACCGAUGAGGACGAGUAGAAAACGGAACUGAAACUCCGCGAGUCAACACAUCUGUUUUAAAAAGAUAUCCCAGUCAUAGAUGCAGCUUUAAACACUUGCUAUCAUUUUGUGCCAGUUCCUUUUUGGCAAUGAGUUGGAUAUAAUCCUCUGAGAAGUAUGGCCUGCAUUACAGUGCCUGACACAGAUCCGCAGCCAUACUCCAUGUCUCAGCAGAAUGGUGAUAUUCACAGGAGUCCACAGACUCCAAAGCAGGUCACAGCUGGUCUGGUGCUUCAUCUGUACUUUACACAGAAUAAACCAGAAGGGGAUGACAUAGUUUUUCAAGCAGGGGAGUAUGUGGCAGAAAAUAUUUGUGUAGAAGCAGCCAAAGCAUGUGGUGUCACACCGGUGUACCAAGGCAUGUUUGCUCUCAUGAGAAAGAGUGAUCGGGUUUGGUAUCCACCCAAUCAUGUCUUCCAUUUGGUUGAUUUAUCCAGCGAAACUGUGGUAUUUCGAAUCAGGUUUUACUUUCCUAACUGGUACAGCAGUGUAGGCAACAGAGCCUAUCGUUAUGGAAUCACACGGGGAUCGGAGAGUCCAGUCCUUGAUGAUGCUGUCAUGUCUUACCUGUUUGCUCAGUGGAGAGAUGACUUCAUAAAUGGCUGGGUGAAAAUUCCAGUGACUCAUGAAACACAAGAAGAGUGCCUUGGAAUGGCUGUGUUGGAUAUGAUGAGAAUAGCCAAAGAAAGGGACCAGUCACCACUUACAGUGUAUGAUUCCAUCAGCUACAAGUCUUUCUUGCCGAAGAGUGUUCGAGCUCAAAUCCAGGACUACCAUAUAGUGACCCGGAAGCGAAUUCGCUACAGAUUUCGAAAAUUUAUUUGCCAGUUCAGCCAUUGUAAAGCCACAUCUCGAGAUCUCAAGCUGAAAUACCUCAUGAAUCUAGAAAUGUUGCAGUCUGCCUUUUACUCUGAGCUGUUUGAGGUGAGGGUGCCCAAUCCUGCCACUCCAGGGGAAGAAGCCUUUGCCACAAUCAUUGUUUCAGGCAAUGCAGGCAUCCAGUGGUGUCGAGGGAAGCACAGAGAAAGUGAAUCCUUUUUAGAGCAGGAUUUGCAGACAUACUGUGAUUUCCCUGACGUUAUUGAUAUCAGCAUCAAACAAGCCAACAAAGAUGAAUCAACUGAGAGUCGAGUCGUUACCAUCAACAAGCAAGAUGGAAAAAGUCUGGAAAUGGAAUUUCCAUCAUUAGGAGAAGCACAUUCCUUUGUGUCAUUGAUUGAUGGGUAUUUUCGGCUCACUUCAGAUGCUCAUCACUAUCUUUGUAAGGAAGUGGCACCACCACGAUUACUGGAGGCAAUACAGAGCUUUUGCCAUGGCCCAGUUUCGAUGGAGUUUGCCAUCAAUAAACUGAAAAGAGCUGGAAAUCUAAAAGGACUUUACAUUCUGAGAUGUAGUCCUAAAGAAUUUAACAAAUAUUUCAUCACUUUUGUUGUCGAGCGUGAUAGCAUAUUUGAGCACAAACACUGCCUGAUCAAAAAGAAUGAAGUUGGCGAGUACUACCUUAGUGGUGCAAAGAAGAAUUUUGCCUGCCUUAAGGAUCUUCUGAACUGCUACCAGAAGGAGACUGUGCGCUCAGAUGGUAUCAUCUUCCAGUUUCUUAAGUGCUACCCACCAAAGACCAAAGAAAAAUCAAAUCUUCUGAUCUUUAGAAGCAACAAGGGCUCUGAAGUACCAUUGUCCCCCACAAUUCAGAGGCACAACGUCAGCCAGAUGGUUUUCCAUAAAAUCCGUAAAGAAGAUUUAGAAAUUCAUGACAGUCUGGGACAAGGGACAUUUACAAAGAUUUACAAAGGAAUAAGAAAAGAACUGGGAGACUAUGGUGAGAUGCAUCAGACCGAAGUCAUCGUAAAAGUCCUUGACAGAACUCACAGAAAUUAUUCUGAAUCUUUCUUUGAAGCUGCAAGUAUGAUGAGCCAGCUUUCCUAUAAACACUUAGUGUUGAAUUAUGGGGUCUGUGUAUGUGGAGAAGAAAAUAUUAUGGUGCAAGAGUAUGCCAAGUUUGGAUCACUUGACACAUACCUGAAAAAGAACAAAAAUUCAAUUAACAUAAUGUGGAAGCUAGAGGUUGCAAAACAGCUGGCAUGGGCAAUGCUGUUCCUGGAAGAAAAAAGCCUUGCUCAUGGGAAUGUGUGUGCCAAAAACAUUUUGCUGAUAAGAGAAGAGGAUCAGAAAAGUGGCAACCCCCCUUUUAUAAAGCUUAGUGAUCCUGGAAUUAGUAUCACUGUUCUGCCAAAAGAGGUUCUUAUUGAGAGAAUUCCAUGGGUGCCUCCUGAGUCUGUUGAAAAUCCCAAAGGCCUAAAUCUGGCUACUGACAAGUGGAGUUUUGGUACAACUUUGUGGGAGAUAUGUAGUGGUGGCGACAAACCUCUUAUGACACUUGAUUCUUCAAAGAAACAUCUGUUCUAUGAAGAUCGACAUCAGCUCCCAGCCCCAAAAUGGCCUGAACUAGCCAACCUAAUUAACAGUUGCAUGGAUUAUGAGCCUGAGUUCAGGCCUUCUUUUCGUGCCAUUAUCCGUGAUCUCAAUAGCCUCUUUACACCUGAUUAUGAACUACUUGUUGAUAGUGACAUGCUACCAAUCAGGACAUUUGGAUUUGCUGGUGCAUUUGAGAAUCAACUCACUGCACAAUUUGAAGAGAGGCAUUUAAUAUUCUUGCAGCAACUUGGAAAGGGCAACUUUGGCAGUGUAGAAAUGUGCCGGUAUGACCCUCUUCAGGACAACACUGGCGAAGUUGUAGCAGUAAAGAAGUUGCAGCACAGCACUGCUGAACACCUGCGAGACUUUGAACGUGAGAUUGAGAUCCUCCAGUCACUCCAACAUGACAACAUUGUGAAAUACAAGGGCGUGUGCUAUAGUGCAGGCAGAAGAAACCUGAGACUAAUAAUGGAAUAUUUACCUUUUGGAAGCUUGCGAGACUACCUAAACAAAAACAAGGAAAGAAUAGAUCAUAGAAAACUCCUUCACUAUGCAUCACAAAUAUGCAAGGGAAUGGAAUACCUUACACUGAAAAGGUAUAUUCACCGAGAUUUGGCCACCAGAAACAUUCUGGUAGAGAGUGAGAACAGAGUAAAAAUUGGAGACUUUGGACUAACCAAAGUUUUACCGCAAGACAAAGAGUAUUACAAAGUCAAAGAACCUGGAGAAAGCCCUAUUUUUUGGUAUGCUCCAGAGUCAUUAACAGAAAGCAAGUUUUCUGUAGCAUCUGAUGUAUGGAGCUUUGGGGUAGUACUGUAUGAACUGUUUACAUACAGUGACAAGAACAAAAGCCCACCAGCUGAAUUCAUGCAUAUGAUUGGAAGUGAUAAACAGGGACAGAUGAUUGUUUAUCACUUAAUUGAAAUUUUGAAAAAUAAUCACAGACUGCCAAACCCAGAGGGAUGUCCAGAUGAGAUCUACAAAAUUAUGCUGGAGUGCUGGAAUAAUGAUACUUGCCAAAGACCUUCAUUUAAGGAUCUCUCCCAGAGAGUGGACAGUUUCAGGGACAGCAAGGGUGGAUGAAACAUAUGUCCAGUUCUAAAAUGCAUUUUUCAUUCUGUCUGCAGUAGACAUCAGAUAUCAGAGGAAUACGAAAAAGCUGGAAAAGAAGUAACAGAUUUUCUGGCCACAUCAACAUUUGUUUUGCCUCAGAAACACUUUACUUCCAUAGGAAUUUCCUCAAAGGCAAUUUAUCCAGCGAAAAGAUUCUUUGGAGUUGGUUUCUCUUAUAUUGUACAUUUUAAACAUGAUAUUUGCCAUUAUUUAAAUUGGGCAAAUAACUGUGAAAAGUCUGUAGUUUGUACGAGUAAUAUCUUGUACAUUAAGAAAAAAAUGUUUAAUUUUUUAAUUUUAUAAACAAAUGCAAUGCAAAUUAUAUUUGAGUAGUCCUUAAACAUUGAAUGUAAAUUAAGAACAUGGUUUGAAUAUAUUGCACAAUGGCUUGUAAGAUAUGAAUACUGGUAUAUAAUUUUGUAUUUUUUUUUUCAUUUCAAUGCAGAUGCUUUCAGUUUUAAAAAGAUAUAUAUAUAUAUAUAUAUAUACACACACACAUACAUACAUACACUGUAUAUUACUGCUAAUGUAUGUGGUAAAACAAUUUGUGUGUGCAUAUUUUUUCUGUUACCUUUUAGCCUUAAGCCUAAAACUGAAUUAGCAUUCAAUAUUUUUAUAUGUCACCUACAAUCUGUCUAAUCACAAAAAGUAAAGUCAUAGAAUUGGUUUAUAGUAUAAAAAAUCAAGAAAGAACAUAAGCAGAUGUAAGUGUAAGGACAAUAUUUACUUCAUACUGGUAUAGCCACUGUCAACCUUUUAGCAUUUUAAUUUGCUGUUAGAAAUGACACAGUGAACAUUAUUGAUGGACAAAUCUGUACAAGGCGUUAGCAAUCAGGUGUUUCCUGCUCAGAGUUGAACUAAGUCACAAGUGUAAGAUUUGUUGGGGAGUCGUGUGUCCACACUUGCCACGUAUCCCAGCAAUAAAGUACAGAAGUUGAUUGCUUUCUGUGUGAAGACAUUCUUCUCAUUUUUACAUUUAUGGAGCUGUAUAGUGCAGUAAGUCUAAUCAUGUAUCCUUUUUUUUUUUUGGUGUUAAUUAAUGGUUUUGUUCAUUUCUAUUUGUGUUGUUUCGAGAUGGUUUUAUUUUUUGUGACCUAUACAAAAACAAAGUAACACAAAACAUUUAUUCAUUUUAUGCAAAAAAAUUAUAUUUCUUCUUAAUGUCAGCAUAUUCCCACAGAAAUCACUCUUCUGUGAGGUACUACUGAUUUUCUACUUACAUUUUAGCUGCUUUGAAUUAAAAGUAAGUUAUUUAAUAAUCCUCACUUAUAAGGGCCCAUUGACACAAUAAAUUAUUAUCCAUUGUGUAAAUUAUAUUUUUAAAAAUACUACUACUGUCUUAGACUUAAGCAAAUACAUUUCCCAUAUUUAUGUCACUAAUUACCCUAAUGAUUAUAAGCACCCCUUUCUUAAAUUGUAGCUCAAAUACUCUGCAGUUUUCGGCCAGGCUUAUUGUUUCUUACUGCUUUAAAUAAUUAGAGGUGACUUGGUGCCAGCAGAGAAGGCACAGCGCAGCCUGCUGGACUUACAGGUAAGUGCGAGCCUUUUUUUUCCCCCUACUCACAGCACACAGUUAUAUUCACAUUCUUAAAACUACUGAUUGUUAUUUUAUUGUAAUAAAAAUAUAUACUUGUCAUUUCACAGCAUGACAAGAAUUUUAGUAGGUGAAAAAUGUAUCAACCAAGCAAGAGAAAUGAAAACCAGCUGCUAUUAACAUUUGUGCAACGCCUUGCAAAGCACUGUGGUUAUUUAUUUGUUUGAUCUUCAUACUAGAAACAAAUGUAACAGUUAACAUUUUCAAGUUACAAAAUAGAAAGCUUAAAGUGCUUUUCCUUGUAAUAAAGAAUGCAUUUAUCUAUUGUUGAAUAAACUGAUAGACAGAUAGCUACUGGUAACUAAUUCUGUUAACAUAUUUUAUCCACCAUGCACACCCGCACACCCACGACAUGCAAGCACUCUGGUUUUCUCAUCUUAUAGUGGAUUUCACCACUGACAAGGGCUGCAGUGUGACAGCAAGACAGGGCAAAAACCUGCAGGGGAGAAAGCACCUGGCUGGUACUGGUAGCACCAGAGGCUUCAGGGCAUCACAGACGGUGUCCCUAGAAGUGGUGCCCUUGUAAUGAUGCUAUAUGGUGCACUUGGAGGUGAGGUGAGGUGAGGUGAGGGGAGGGAGGCCAUUAAGGGCUGAAAGAACUGGCACAAAGCCAUUACUUUUUUUCUUAGCCACAUGCUCCUUAAAUGAAAUGGGUGGAUCUGUGUUUGUCACUAUAAAGUAUGCAACUGAGGAUCUGGUGUUCCUGUGAUUCUGUGGUUUAUCCAGAUGUGACCUUGCAUUUGGAUUAUAUAUCCUCCUCAGAUCACAAAGCAGCCUUGAGUAUAGAGGAGUGCAGUAGCAAGGAACCAUUGACAGAGAAUGGAGAAGCCAGGGUCACUAGAGAGAAGGUUAGAAAAAAGAGAGACUGGAGCAGAAAGGGUAUAGCUGUUAUGUGUGUAGACAACCCACCUCAUGAACGGGGACAAGGAGACCCCUGGAACAUGGUGGGAUGUCUUGGUUUUUGUCCCCCUAUUUGUUUUAUUCUUUGUUUAUGUUCUGCCUUUGUUUGUGCUUUCUUGUUUAUAAUAAAUGUAUACAUUUUUGAUA
Polypterus senegalus (gray bichir) is the source of this 6701-nucleotide messenger RNA. It is a transcript of the gene jak2b, whose product is annotated as Janus kinase 2b. Gene Ontology annotation, biological process: intracellular signal transduction; cell surface receptor signaling pathway via JAK-STAT; cell differentiation. NCBI's taxonomy places the organism in Eukaryota, Metazoa, Chordata, Cladistia, Polypteriformes, Polypteridae. The transcript has 25 exons. Gene Ontology annotation, cellular component: cytosol; membrane; cytoskeleton. Gene Ontology annotation, molecular function: cytokine receptor binding; histone binding; ATP binding. The coding region runs from base 650 to 4030 and encodes 1126 amino acids. The record is from RefSeq and is a predicted model, not a curated record.